This is a messenger RNA of Ornithorhynchus anatinus (platypus), 315 nucleotides long. Its product is annotated as histone H4-like. Gene Ontology annotation, molecular function: structural constituent of chromatin; protein heterodimerization activity; DNA binding. Gene Ontology annotation, cellular component: nucleosome. The record is from RefSeq and is a predicted model, not a curated record. Lineage: Eukaryota; Metazoa; Chordata; Mammalia; Monotremata; Ornithorhynchidae. The coding region runs from base 4 to 315 and encodes 103 amino acids. Gene Ontology annotation, biological process: nucleosome assembly. The transcript has a single exon.
AUCAUGUCUGGCCGCGGUAAAGGGGGAAAGGGUCUGGGAAAAGGGGGUGCUAAGAGGCACAGGAAGGUGCUGCGAGAUAAUAUUCAGGGCAUAACUAAGCCUGCUAUUCGCCGUUUGGCCCGGCGUGGAGGAGUUCAGCGCAUCUCUGGGCUGAUCUACGAGGAGACUCGUGGGGUGCUUAAGGUUUUCUUGGAAAAUGUCAUCCGGGAAGCCGUCACCUACACGGAACACGCCAAGAGGAAGACCGUCACUGCCAUGGAUGUUGUCUAUGCCCUCAAGCGCCAAGGUCGUACUCUCUACGGCUUCGGUGGCUAG